Closterium sp. Naga37s-1 is the source of this 2073-nucleotide messenger RNA. The record is from the annotation of a GenBank genome assembly. NCBI's taxonomy places the organism in Eukaryota, Viridiplantae, Streptophyta, Zygnematophyceae, Desmidiales, Closteriaceae.
AUGGCGGAGUUUGCGGAGCGUGUGGCGGACGCGGUGAUGGCGCAGUACCGCGCGCUGCGCCCCAAGGGGAAGCCCCAGGCGCACGAGUACACGGCGCUCGCCGCCUUCGUCCUCACGCGCUCCCCCGCCCCGCUUGCCGGUCAGUGCCGCUCCCACACCUCCCACCUCCGCCUACCGCUUUCCGCUCCGCCAUCGCAUGCGCACGUGGCUCCUCCCUUCUCCGUUCGCGCCACCUGCGCGUCCAAUUGCUCCUUCCGCCGCCAUCAGGUCGCCGCAUUUGCGCCGCCGUUCCGCCGGUGGAUGUAUGCGUGCAUUGAGCAGCUGCUGCACGCACGGCAGGGGCGCGCACGCACACAAGGCGAGGAGGGAGUGCGACACACGGGGCUCGCUGCAGCUGGUAGUGAUGGCGCCAUUGGUGGUGGCGCCGUUGGUGGCGCCGUUGGUGGCGCCGGUGGUGGCGCCGGUGGUGGUGGCGGUGGUGGGAGCAGGAAGAAAGGAAAGCGGGCAUCAGGCGGAGAGGGAGGGGCAGUUUUGUUGAAUGCAGAGGACAACCCAUUCAUUCUAGUGGAGGGGUGUGGUGACGCACAGAGUGGUGCGAGGCGAGAGCAGCAGGGGUGUGAGAGCAAGGCGCAGGAGCGUGGAGUGGUGGCGGCGGCAUGGCGACCUGGCUUCCACCUGCACCUCUACUGCUCCCAGCUGCCCUGUGGCGAUGCGUGCAUUGUGGAUGCUGCUGCCCCGCCACCUUCACGCGCCCUCGCUUCUGGGCCUUCUUCACCCGAUGCUCUCGCUUCUGGUCACCUAGAGGGGAGCCGGGAGGAAGGGGCGGAUGGGGAGUGUGUGGAUGAGGUGGCGGAGAGCACAGAGGCGGGCAUGCCAAGGCCAGGCCCCAGCAGGCGGCUGGCAACAGGCGCCAAGGUCUUGCCUCCUCCGCCGCCCCUCGCCCCCUCCCUUGACCACCGCUCCCCCGCUGCUCCCCCGGACGCUGCUGCUCAUGCAGCACUGGCGUGCGGCAGCGGGGGGGCGAGGCAGCGGGAGCGCGAGGGCGGAGGGCAGCAGCAGGUGGUGGGAGUGGUGCGGCGCAAGCCAGGGCGGGGCGAGGCGACGCUGAGUGUGAGCUGCAGCGAUAAGAUGGCUCGCUGGAACGUGCUGGGCGUGCAGGGUGAGGGGGGAAAGGAGGGGAGAGGGAAGGGGGGGCAUACGUGGGGGCGGGGAAAAGGGGCCAGGGAAUGGCAGCGGGUGUGGGAAAGGGAGGACCGAAGGAGAGGGGGUGAUAAGCAGGGAAGGGGGUAUGCGGAUGAGGAAUUGAAGUACCCAUGUGGCACCAGCACCUGUCCGACUCCAUGGCAUGUCACAUCUCCCUCUCCCCCCCCACCUGCCACCCGUGCCCCCUUCUUUCCGGCAGCAGGAGCCAUGCUGAGCCACCUGGUGUGCGCGCCGGUGUACAUCACGUCCGUCAUCCUCGCUGCCCCGCCGCCUCCCCACUCCUCCCCGCUCUCCUGCCCCAUCUGCUCUCCCCAACGCCUCUGCCCAUGCCUGGGUGCACCAAAGGGAGGAGAGGGGGUUGAUGGUGGGGAGGCAGGGAAGGGGGAGUGGGCGAGUGAGGCAGAGGGGAGUUGCACGGGGGGAGUUGGCAGGGAGGGGUCGUGUAAUGGACACGGGUGGGUAGGUGAGGGCGAGGAAGGGGGGGCAGGAGGAGCAGGCGGAGGUGAGAGCAAUAGCAGAGCUGGGCAGCAGAGGUGUUCAUGUGUGUUGAGUGCGGUGAAGCGAGCACUGUACUGGCGACUGCCUGUCAUGCUGUGGGCACCGUCACCGCCCUCGCAGCUGGCUCGCCAGCACGACUCGCUCACUGCUGUCGCCUGCGGGUUCUCGCUGCUGUGGGAUGCGGCGUCAGCGCAGCAGGAGGCGCUGAUAGGCACGUGUGGGCGGCGCCAGGGCACCUCCACACGGGGCGCUCUCUCGCCCUCCACCCGCUCCUCCAUCUGCCGAGCAUCGCUGCUGGCUCGCUUCAAGGCCCUCCUGCCAUUCUUCCCGCACCACCUCUCCCUCACCUCCUUGACCUACCUGCACAUCAAG